Messenger RNA from Medioppia subpectinata, 228 nucleotides. The record is from the annotation of a GenBank genome assembly. NCBI's taxonomy places the organism in Eukaryota, Metazoa, Arthropoda, Arachnida, Sarcoptiformes, Oppiidae.
AUGAUUUGUGCAAAUCCAUUGUGUGACCAAAACAUCACAAUUGAUUCGGCAUUUAUGGACCGAUACUGUUGUGUCACUUUGUUUGCGGACAACACUGUCUAUCAAUUGACUGUCAAUACAACGGAUCGCAUGAAUCCUGUCUUUAGAUAUAAGAGAUCCCAAACAUUAAGCGAGUGGUCAAAUGGGGAUAAACAAGACUACAGUUUGGAAAAUGUGGUCAAACAGUAA